Molecule: messenger RNA, 2285 nt
Organism: Lepisosteus oculatus (spotted gar)
Lineage: Eukaryota; Metazoa; Chordata; Actinopteri; Semionotiformes; Lepisosteidae
Product: probable aminopeptidase NPEPL1
Biological process (GO): proteolysis
Cellular component (GO): cytoplasm
Molecular function (GO): metalloaminopeptidase activity; manganese ion binding
Source: RefSeq, a predicted model, not a curated record
CUACCCGAAAAUAAAAAAUCAUCAUAGGUAAGAUACGCCAUAUAAUUGAAAAUACUGGCCACAUUUUUUAAAUUAUUUUUUUAAAGUGCAGAUAAUUUCUCAACCGCAUUUCAGCGUACACUAUCCCUUGUAGCGAGUGCUAAUUAAUGGGCUUCCCUAGGGAUGCAACUAAUUUUGUCCACAUGCGGACAAAUUUGUUAGGAUUUUCUGCCUUUGUGCAGCUACACAGGUGUCUUGCCGUUUUGUUAAAAAAAAUCUGCGUACGAGGCAUUCCGGAAACUGCCGAAGCGAAGAAGCCAUGUUGAUAGCUCAAUGAGAUUGGGUCACCUACUCCAAAAACGCUGUGGCCAGCCCUUGAGGUUGGUGUUGACGAGCAGCGUUUGGGAAGAUGGCUGCUGCAGAACUUGUGUUCUGCCGGGGACCUGGAGAAAAAAGCCAACAAGGGAGACCUGUGCUGAUUGUGGGGCAGCUCGCACAUCUGCACAGACUGACGUGGGACAAAGUCAAGGACAAGUUACCGCCCCCAGUACACGAGCAGGCAUGGAGGACGGCGCUGGGGUCCCUGAGGCCAAACCCGACCGACGUGUGUCCGCUGUGGCUGAACUCGGCUGCCGUGGCGGCUCUCCCCGGUAGAGUCAGCCGACAUAACACCCCCUCCUCGGCGCAUUUCCUCCUGCGGCUGGUGCGCUCUUGCCUCCCCGAGGAAACCAGCCAGCACAUCGUGGUGGUGUGCGAGAGGCCCGCAGUCUUCGCCUCGGCGUGCGCCCUCGCCCGGGCCUCUCCCCUCUUCUCCCGGAGGUCGGGGCGGGGAAGGCCCGGCGAGCCGCGCCGCGUCACGGCGGAGUUCCUGUGCGCGAAACCCGGCGACCAGCCCCUGGCCCUAGAGACGCUGACGUGCUUAUCGAAUGUGGCAGAGAGCAUCCGACUGGCAGCCCGUAUCGUGGACACACCCUGCAGCGAGAUGAGCACAGACGACUUCCUUCAGGAGAUCAGGGAAGUCGGUUCGGAGCUGGGAAUUGUUCCGUCUGUCGUUCGUGGGGAGGAGCUUCAUAAGAAAGGGUUUGGAGGUAUAUACGGCGUUGGGAAGGCUGCAAGGAGCCCCCCUGCCCUGGCUGUGCUCAGCCACGCUCCGGAGGGCGCCACCCAGACCAUCGCCUGGAUCGGAAGUGGGAUAGUGUACAACACAGGAGGGUUAACCCUUAAAGCAAAGACUCUAAUGCCUGGGGCGAAGAGGGAUUGUGCUGGAGCAGCUGCUGUACUUGGGGCUUUCAGAGCAGCUGUUAAGCAGGGUUUCAAGGAAAAUCUACAUGCUGUUUUUUGCCUGGCUGAAAACUCGAUUGGUCCCAAGGCAACUAGGCCAGAUGAUAUUCUUCGAUUGUAUUCAGGAAAAACUGUGGAAGUCAACAACACAGAUGCUGGGGGUCGCCUAGCCUUGGCAGAUGGUGCCGUGUACGCCAGUCGAGAUCUCAAAGCGGACAUCAUCGUGGGUAUCGGAAAUCUUACUGCUGCCCAGGGCGUGGUGACGGGCCGAUACCACGCAGGCCUGCUGACGAACAGCGCGGAGUGGGAGAAGGCCUGUGUGAGAGCCGGCCGGACCAGCGGGGACCUGGUGCACCCCCUCGUCUUCACGCCCGAACUGCACAUCAGUGAGUUUUCAUCCGCUAUGGCUGACAUGAAGAAUUUUGUGAGUGACAGAAGUAAUGCUCAGUGUUCAUGCGCUGGUCUGUUUCUUGGGGCACACAUUGGAUUUAACUGGUCAGGAGUGUGGAUUGAUGUGGACAUGGGCUGUCCUGCGUAUAGUGGAGACAGAGCUACGGGGUACGGCGUGGCCUUCCUUCUUGCGUUGUUCGGACAAGCGGCGGACGACGCCGAGCUGCAGAUGGUCUCCCCUUUGGGGUCGGUAGCGGACGGACACGUGGAGAACUGUGAGCCAGCAGGAAGUGCCCUGAAAAGGAAGAGACUGGUCUAGUCAGUCUGUAAUGGUGACGCAGCACGUAGCGGCGCAGUCCUCCGGGUAACUCGGAGGGUUUCACUCUUACCUACGGACUCAGGCACCUGCCUGUGGCUUUCAGAGUGAAUGCUAAAUGUGGUGCAUAAAUGCCUUGGAAGUGUCAUUUGCUGUCGUGCCUGUUUAAUUUAAUGAUAAAAUAUAUUCAGGCAUGGUAACGGUUUCAGCAUGGAAUCAGAAUUAUUUUUAAGACUCAAGAAUGUGCACGGAUAGGAAUGAAGGUGAAACUGACUUUUGACAUUUCAAAGUGGCAGAAAUAAAAUUGUGUUACUGUUUU